AUGAAAUUUUCAGUUGGACAAUGCGAUAAUUUUACGCAAGAAAUGUGCAGAACGCCCGCUCUUAGCAAAAUUGCAUUAGAAAUGUGCCCACAUACAUGCGGUCUCUGCGACAAGCCUGGUGCUGGCGAUGAAUGUCCAGACACCAUUGAUGGAUGCGAAAGCUUGAGGGGAUUUUGUCAUGUUGAUUCGAUUAGAAAUAUGUGCCAGAGGACGUGUUUUUCAAGAGAUUGUCUUCAAAAUCUCACAACAGCAGCUUCGCAAUCCAGUGGUUGCACUGAUGCACACGCCAACUGCACGUUAUAUCGGAACCUUUGCAACAUUGGUGAUUAUGGAAGUGUGAUGAGAAGACAAUGCAGGCGAACCUGUGGUCAUUGCUGA
This is a messenger RNA of Dracunculus medinensis (Guinea worm), 378 nucleotides long. Lineage: Eukaryota; Metazoa; Nematoda; Chromadorea; Rhabditida; Dracunculidae. The record is from the annotation of a GenBank genome assembly.